Pogonomyrmex barbatus (red harvester ant) is the source of this 765-nucleotide messenger RNA. Its product is annotated as kynurenine/alpha-aminoadipate aminotransferase, mitochondrial-like. Lineage: Eukaryota; Metazoa; Arthropoda; Insecta; Hymenoptera; Formicidae. The record is from RefSeq and is a predicted model, not a curated record.
AUGUCUACAUCUGGAGACUUUUCCGCGGAGGCUAACAUCACUGCCGGUCAGCCCCUCCAGUUACUUUACAUUAAUCCGACGGGAUCAAAUCCUACAGGCGCUGUCUUGUCGGAAAUCCGACGAAGGAAAGUAUAUGAAUUGGCGCAAAAAUACAACUUCCUGAUUGUUGAAGAUGAUCCUUACUGCUUCAUUCAUUUUCUGGAUAAACAGCCUACAUCGUUUUUCUCUCUCGAUACUGAUGGUCGUGUGAUUAGACUGGAUUCAUUUAGUAAGAUUAUGAGUGCUGGAAUUCGCGUCGGUGUGAUGACAGCUCACAAAGAUAUUAUAGCCAAAAUGCUUCUUCACAUAGGAUGCUCUACUCUUCACGCGUCAUCCUUAUCUCAAAUGUUUCUUUAUAAACUAUUCGAAAAUUGGAAACUACAACCGUAACAAUUUGAGCAGCAUUUCAAAGAUAUUCAAAAGUUUUACCGGGAGCGACGUGACAUGAUGCUGGCCAUGGUUGAGAAACAUUUAAAAGGUUUGGCAGAAUGGUAUCCACCGCAAGGUGGAUUUUUUCUUUGGAUUAAAAUAACAACCGUGGAUAACAUAUAUGAUUUAGUAAUUAACAAAUGCGUGCCUCAAGGUGUUUGUGUUGUUCCUGAAAACGCUUUCAAUUACGAUCCUUCAAAACAUGAUGUCGUGAGGCUUAGCUAUAGUUAUGCUUCAUUAGAAGAAAUAGACAAGGGACUGUCUAUACUGGGCAAAAUAAUACGUGAAGAAAUGCAA